Cladocopium goreaui is the source of this 641-nucleotide messenger RNA. The record is from the annotation of a GenBank genome assembly. Lineage: Eukaryota; Dinophyceae; Suessiales; Symbiodiniaceae.
UGGCUGAGCAGCCUGGUUUUGCUUGGAAACGUCGCACCUCGCGCGGCAUGGGUUGCGGCAACGUGCGCGCCGCACGGACCGUACAGCAGGAGCCAAUUGGGGUAGUCCCCAGACCGCAUAUCGCUUGGGACCAGGAGGUUUCCGCCCCCUUGGCGGCGACGGAAGUCACAACGGAGAAACCAAUGCUUGACUUGAGCAGCAGCACCAACAGCGAGGACAUGUUGUGCCAUGAGUCCCUUCCUGUCCUUACUGCCUCCCGAUGCUCACGGAGCUCGCAUGCUACGCGGCGCGCCAAGAGUCUGCGAUGGAUCGCAGUUGAUGCCCAACACCUGGCCUCGGAGAUCAAUGAACGUGUGAAGGACACUGGUCUGAGUCAGAGACGCUCUGCUACAGAGAACGCCAUUGCUAGCCAAUUGCGCGGUGCAUCUUUCACGGCUAGUCCACACACCCAGGAAAGUUGAUUGACACAUGAAUCCCUGGGAUUGAACUUCUCCGCCCGCGUUUCUGGGAAACUUGUCCGUUCGUUUCUGGGCGUUGGACCUUUCACUUGCUAAGACCUGUGCCGUGCCGAUGUGAAAUUGAAUCGUGCUGAAGCCCAAGCUCCACUAAGAAGGGUCUGACAGGCUCAAGACUUGAAACCG